GUGCUGAACAAAAGUGAUUAAGUCAGCUUUUAUAUUUUAACAGUGUGAAUUGUACUAAUUUUUACAGUUAAUCGUAAACUUUCUAAAUAUUUUUUACUAUGUUUGUUUUAAAAUAUAUUUUAAUUUAGUGUUAAUCAAAUAAAAAGAAAAUGCCAGCAUCAAUUGGUGUAAAUUUACGUGUAACAGGCCAUUGUAGUCAAGGAGGACGAAAAUAUAUGGAAGAUUUUUUUUCUGUUGCCUACCAACAAACUGAAGAUGAAAAAGAUUUGGAAUAUGCAUUUUUUGGAAUAUAUGAUGGUCAUGGAGGUGGCGAGGCAGCUACAUAUGCAAAAGAACAUCUUAUGGAAUCAAUUGUAAGGCAAAAAAGUUUUUGGUCAGAUAAAGAUGAAGAUGUUUUACGAGCAAUUAAAGAAGGUUAUAUAGCCACCCAUUAUGCGAUGUGGAAAGAACAAGCUAAUUGGCCUAAAACUGCAUCUGGUUUACCAAGUACAGCUGGUACCACGGCAACCAUCGCUUUUAUUAGACAUGCUAAAAUAUAUAUUGGACAUGUUGGGGAUUCUGGUGUUAUUCUCGGAUAUCAAGAACCAGGUGAUCCCAACUGGAAAUCGAAACAAUUAACGAAAGAUCAUAAACCUGAAAACGCUGCUGAAAUGUACCGCAUUCAGCAAUGUGGAGGAAAAGUCGUCACUAAAUCUGGUGUGCCCCGUGUAGUUUGGAAUCGACCUAGAAUUGGGCAUAAAGGUCCAGUACGCCGUUCAACACCCAUUGACGAGAUACCAUUUUUAGCGGUGGCACGAAGUCUUGGUGACUUAUGGUCUUACAAUUCGGCCUGUGAUCAAUUUGUUGUUAGCCCAGAUCCUGAUACUUGUGUAAUAGCAAUUGACACGAACACAUUUCGUUGUCUUAUUUUUGGUACUGAUGGAUUAUGGAACAUGAUGUCACCAGAAACUGCUGUCCAAAUUGUACAAACAACUGAAAAACAUAACGAAUGCAUUGUAUUCUCGUCAAAUAAUAAGCAAAAAAUAUGGAUAAAUCCUUCAAAAAGUCUCGUUGAACAUUCAUUAGAACGAUGGUCAACUACACGAAUGCGUGCCGAUAAUACUACCGCUGUUACAUUAUUGUUAGAUCCACCAGGACCACCUAGAGCUGAAGUCUUGAAGAAUCAACGCAAAGAAUCAAUGGAAGCGACUACUUUAAAUAAUAACCCCAUUGACACACAUGACAAUUCUGACAAUGUUGACAAUAAGACAUAUCCUACAAAUGGUUUGGCAAUUGUAACGAGGUAUCCAAUAAAUCCGUAUUUAGCACCUCCGUCACCUCUAGAACGAAGUCCAAAUCAAACUGGUGAUGCACAAUUUUUAAACUCAAAUAUAAAACAUUCAACGCCAAUUUCAAGCCCAUGCCCGACCAAUCAUGCUGUUAAUGGGGCUGUCAAUCCUAAUCAAUCGGUAAUCGAAACGACUCCUACAUCUAGUGAUAUUCAACCCAAAACAGACAAAGAAUCGAAACCGAAUAUGGAAAGUGUACCUGAUAAAAAUAACACACCAAGUACUAGUAGUAAUAAAGAACAUACCGAAAAUAUUCAAAUCAAUGAAGUAUCGUCAAGUUCCCCAGAAAUAUUGGAUACUUCCGAGGAAAAGUCAAUUGAUAAUAUUAAAGAACGUUACCAAAAAUUAAAUAAAUUGAUAAAAUCCAAAUCAAAUUUUGUUCUAAGUGGAAGAUGUACAAGAUCACAUGAUUUGGGUUUAGAUAAACGUGUCCGAGCCGUUUCAAGUUCCAGUGAUUAUUUUAAUCAGACUGGCAGUGAAAAUCGACGAAAAUUACGAAUAUUUAGAAAGCAUCAUUUACGUGAUUCACUUCGUCGAAAUACUCGUGCAAUGGUCAAAAGUAUCAGUGAUGAUUCUUCGACGGUAAAAGUAAAAAAUAAGUUUGUAAUCAAUGAACGAUGUACGCGAAGGCGAACGAUACCCAUUAAUGAUCCAGAUCAAAAACCAGAUAAGAAAAGUGAUCAUUGUAUACCAAAAGAAUCGGAACCAAGUUCAUACUCUUCGUUAUAUUUACUGUCAUCACGAAAAACACGAAGUAAUCAGGAUCAUAAUGAUAUCGAAAUAAGCGAUCAAGAAAAUAAGUCGUUACAAAGGUUAUCUCGAGGAAAAUCAUUUAUACACAGUGUAGAUAAAUCACCAAGAUUGUUGCGUACACGAUUAGGAGAUGUCAAAAAACCAAUGGAAACACGAGCGUCAUGUUCGUUAACGCGUAACUUACGCGAACGUAACGUGAUUACAGUUGCAAAUUCACAAUCAAACGUGAGUAGCUCGAAAUCGAAGGAUGUGGUUGUUGUAACUGUUAAAAAUCGUUCGAAAAACUACACAAAGAAACGUAUGAUUCCUACCAAAAAUACAAAAGUACAAACUCGUAAUAAUCGUUUUAAAAAGUGUAAUAAAUAAAUAUAAAAAGAA
Chrysoperla carnea is the source of this 2459-nucleotide messenger RNA. It is a transcript of the gene Pp2C1, whose product is annotated as protein phosphatase 1D. Gene Ontology annotation, molecular function: protein serine/threonine phosphatase activity; mitogen-activated protein kinase binding; cation binding. Gene Ontology annotation, biological process: protein dephosphorylation. Lineage: Eukaryota; Metazoa; Arthropoda; Insecta; Neuroptera; Chrysopidae. The record is from RefSeq and is a predicted model, not a curated record. Bases 150 to 2447 code for a protein of 765 amino acids. The transcript is spliced from 3 exons. Gene Ontology annotation, cellular component: cytosol; nucleus.